Molecule: messenger RNA, 1189 nt
Organism: Alosa sapidissima (American shad)
Lineage: Eukaryota; Metazoa; Chordata; Actinopteri; Clupeiformes; Clupeidae
Product: macrophage mannose receptor 1-like
Exons: 6
Coding region: 1-960 (319 amino acids)
Source: RefSeq, a predicted model, not a curated record
AUGUUUCCACUCGUCCUGCACUACAGUUCCCCAGCAGAGGCGCGUGAGUUCCACUUUGUGCGUGAGCAGCGGUCGUGGUCUGAGGCGCUGCACUACUGCCGGCUGAAGCACACAGACAUGGCCAGCGCUGCCGACGCCUCAGAGAUGGGCCAGAUCGCGGCCGCCAUCCCCCCCGGUUACGCCGAGCCCGUUUGGAUCGGGCUGCAGCGUGGCAGGUCCUUGGUGUGGCGCUGGUCGGACCCGACCCGAGAGACCGGCUACAGCAAGUGGGGCGAUGGCCUCCCCAACGCACAGCCGAAGAUGUGUGCCGCCAUAUAUGGGUUUGACAUCUUCAUGUUUGGCAUCAUGAAUGCCUGGCUCAGCGACCCGUGCGGCCAUAUAAAGCAUUUCGUCUGCUUCGACCAGAGUCGGGGCCUUGUGGUGGUUGACGAGAAGAAGGAUUGGACCUCAGCACAGACCUACUGCCGGACGCACCACACAGACCUGGCCAGCGUGGGGUCCGACGCCGAGAGCGGUCAGAUUUGGGCCGCGAGGCCGAGCGGCGCCGCCCAGAUAUGGAUCGGCCUCUUCAGCGACGACUGGAGCUGGACCGACGGAACUGGCUCCUCGUUCCGGAACUGGCAGAGUGGGCAGCCGGAUAACGGUGUCGGCGAGGGCUGUGCGGGGCUGUUGACCAACGACUCGGGGAGGUGGGCCGACCUCUUCUGCACGAGACAGUACUCCUUCAUCUGCGCAGGAGCUCCACGGGCCAAGAGAUUGAUAGUGAGGGUGAAGAUUCGCUCUGCCCAGGAGAACAUGACUUCAGAAAUCACAGAUCACCUUCUCAAUCAGCUGGUUGCUCCGUGGGCUCAUGCACCUGAUAUGAAGGCGUCGUGGCAGAGAUGUGCCAAUGGAGAGAUCUUCAUCAGGGAGGAAGACAGGACAGAUGACAGGCCUGAGGAAAGAGGCACAACAGAGUGAGACGGACGUCCCUGCAGCUCAUGUUAUUUACAUCUCUCCCUCAUUAGGAGUAAACAAAUGCAUCUGGCGUGUGGAGGCAUAUUCUAGUACACAAAUAAUAUGUACAUAGGUUUAGGCGAAGUAGAAUUUACAUAACCUUCUGCAUACAUGUAGCCAUGGAAAUGCACAUACACACACACAUUGGUUGUAUGUAUUUUGCCCUUUUUUAUCUACAUUGUAAUGCUGCUUA